UAUCACUAUAGUCGAGCUACAUACUACGACCCACAAUGCACCGAGCUACGGCAUGUGCCUUUCUGUGUCGGCCAUUUUGUAGUUUCCUUGAGAAAUUGUGUUGAGUUGAUUCAUCUUCUCGGUAAGAAUUUUAUAAAAUUCUAAAACGGCGCGACUCACAUUGAUCCAAAUGAUGUAGAGGAUUGAGGGCAGAUGCUUAUGGCUAACUAUUCAUAGCUUGAGAACGAGGAAUAAGGUUGCGUUUUUUGCGCACAACCGUGUGCGCUCACGGUACUUACACCCGAAGAACGAGCCAGUAAACGAAGCUGCCAAGAACACCUAUUGAUAAAGGCACAUGGAAUCCGGGAUUGUUUCGGAAUGAAUGGUGAUUUCGGUAACGAUAUACGAUACCCAUAAGUGUACUGUCCAAGUGGUUGUCACCAUAUCUGCGUGCGUAAACGUGUUGGCCCGGCCAACGUCUCGCUCUAUAUUUGGCUAAUCGCAUCCAACAUAUUGCAUAUCUUGCCUUUUCAAAAUUUUUACUUUUCAUGCCGUAACCUUUUCCAAAGAACUAUAUCAGAAGGAUACAAUGUGACGUUUAAGUGUGAAUGCUUGACGAUUGCACAUUGGUACUGAACAAGACCAAAUCUUAGCAUGUGGCACGGGUACGUGUACAUGAAUGGGGACAUUGGCAAGCUCCCACCAGGGGCGGUCUAUCCAGCCACCCCUGAACCUUUGGGUUCUGUUGGAGGUGCAGUUGGAAGUACUGCAUCCAAUCUGGAGUAUAACAUCAUGAACGGAGUACCAAGUGGAAAUGAAUUGAUAUUGGAGGCGGGUGUUGGUAAUUUAGAACCUUCACUGCAACAUGCUAUAGGUAUAGGAGGUGCUGCAGGUUAUGGUCCAGUGGAUGUUGCUCCUUUAGGUGAUGUGCCAAAUCAGCCUGCUCCAAUGGGUGAUUUAUCUGCCCCUGGUAUACCAUUGGAACAACUUAAACAAAUGCUCUCUUCACAGCUUGAAUAUUAUUUCUCCAGAGAAAAUUUAGCUAAUGAUACAUAUUUGUUAUCACAAAUGGAUAAUGAUCAAUAUGUACCAAUAUGGACAGUAGCAAAUUUCAACCAAGUAAAAAAAUUAACAAAAGAUAUAAAGCUUAUAACGGAGGUUUUAAGAGAAUCUCCAAAUGUACAAGUUGAUGAAGAAGGGCAGAAAGUAAGACCUAAUCACAAGCGAUGCAUUGUGAUUCUUCGUGAAAUACCAGACAGUACGCCAUUAGAAGAUGUAAAGAAUUUAUUCUCUGGAGAAGGAUGUCCAAGGUUUAUUUCAUGUGAAUUUGCCCAUAAUAGUUCUUGGUAUGUAACUUUUGAAUCUGAUGAAGAUGCUCAAAAGGCCUAUAGGUUUUUACGAGAAGAAGUUCGGGAAUUUCAGGGAAAGCCAAUAAUGGCUAGAAUCAAAGCUAAACCAAUGAAUAGGCUACCAAUCCCUGCAGUUGCCAGUGUGGGUGGUAUUAAAAAUGGUUAUAGAACACCACCACCACCUGUUUAUGAUCCAAAUAGUUAUACAGCUGGGCAGCAACGCUUCCUUUAUACAAAUGGUACUACUAUGCCACAAACUACCAUGCCGCCAUAUGCCAAUCAGGUUCAUGUAUAUCAUCAACCAUUUUAUCCUCCUGGAAUGAUGCCUUGGGGACCUGCAAGUCCCGCUUAUUUCGAUAUGUCAGGUGUUUUCAUGAAUGGUAUUACACCACAUAACACGUUUAAACCACAUAACACAAGAUACACUCCUCGUUACAGAAAUAAGCAAAGAAAUGGAUCUGAAAGACCAGGCUUGAUGGAUGGCGGAGGUAAUAUGGUGCCAAUGGGACGUACUUCACAUCCGCCUAUGAGUGGGGCACCAAUAUCUUUAGGAGCAACAGUUCCAACUUUUACUUCGAGCUUACCUACGGUGAAGCCAACUUCUUCUUCCUACCAAACCGGCACAAAGUUCCAUUCCUCACAUACAACUGCAGCGACUGGAGAGACCCAUUAUAACAGUAGUCAUUCGAAAGGAUCCCAAGAAAAUGACGCUCAAACUCUGGACUCAGGAGUACAAUACCCGCGUCACCGUAUGCAUCGUAGAACCAAAGACCAAGAGUCAUUAUCAAAGGCUAAUAGUAGCCCCUUACCAUCAAUCAGAGAAUCUACCCCGGCCAGUAAUAAUAACACACAAUGCAACCGAGGGGUACAAUUUGAUUUGGAAGCUUCUGCUUUCCCUCCUCUUCCUGGCCUAGAUGCUGAUCUUGCAAAAUCCCAUAAUGCUUCAGUAGAAACUGUUGGUACAGAUUGUACGCAAUCGCAAAAUAGGCUUUCAGAUGUAGUUAAAGGUACUGCAAAAUUGAAAAGCGUCAAAGAAAAAGAACCUACAGGAAUUUCACAAUAUCAUCAACAACCGACAAGUAACAGCAGUAGGUCUGCAAGCCCAGGGUCAAGUGCUGGUGGUCAUGCUGGUUCGCUAGAAGCUCCAACUGGUUCUGGCAAUACAUCAACUACUCCCGUUGCAUCUACAAAUGUCAGCUCUAAUGCUUCUGCUAGCAACAAUGACUCCACAGACAUCGCUCUCAGCACCAUCACCCUCACUCCCCCAUCAUCUCCUGAUAAGUGAGUGUGCUUUCUUCUUAUACAUACAUGCAUACGUCGUACAACGUACAGAUAUAAACACACACAUACAUACGUAAUUACAUACGUACAUAGAACAUUUACAUGCAUGCAUAUAUACGUAUAUGUAUGUUAUACAUAUAAAAUACACAUACGUAUAUAUGCUUGCAUAUGUACAUACAUAAUCUGUGUAUGUGCAUGUGUGUAAUAGAAUAUAUAUUCUUCUCUUAUUGUAAAAGCAAAUAGUUGUUUAAUUAAAUUUCUAAAUAUUGCUUAUUAUAAAUUAUUGUUAAAGUUCUUUAAUUGCUUUUAAUGAUACAUUGCAUAUAUUAUAUAUGUAUAUAUGUAUAGAUAUACACACAAAUAUAUACAUACAUAUAAACAUGCGCGCACAUACACAUAUAUCAGAAUGACUUAUAUACAGGCAAUCACAUAGAGCCUGAAAAGAUUGCUAAGCUGUGUUUGAUAGUGUUGGCUGCAUUAUAUGCGUGUUAUGCUCUGUAUGGUGGAUGUGUAUUAGUGAAAAUUAUAUAGUCCACCUAUUUUCAUAUCACCUAUAUAAAAAGGAAAGGGAAAGUAGCUCUGUUCAUGGUAGUUUGUUACUUUCAGUUUGUUACUUUCAGUUAUAUUUUGUUAGUAUAAUACUGUAAUAAUGUUAAAGUUUAUGCUUAUUUACUAAUUCAUAAAUAGAAUGGAUAAAAGUAGUAAAUUAAUUACUCUGACAAAAUAAAUAAGAAUAAUAAAUACUAAAAUAUAUAUUUUAUUUUUGGAAAAUGAUUUUACAUUAUAUUAAUAAUAAGUAGUCCAUGUAUUAUAUUUUAAUUUGUCAAUAAUUAUUAAUAAAAAAUACCAAACAUAUUUUGCAAUUAUUGUAUUUUAUUUUUAUGGAUGUCUUAUAAAACUUCUUUAUUUCUUAACACAAUUACAAAAAUAAUCAUAGAUAAUUGUUCUCUUAAUCUUUUCAAAAAUAAAUUUAUUUUUAAUGUUAUUAACACAUAUCUACACAUAAAAAUUUUGAAAUUAUGUAAAAAAAAUUUUUUUAAUGUUAUUAAUAUAUAUUUAUACAUAAAACUUGAAUUUAUAUAAAAAGUUUGUUUAUUGUGCUAUAAUUUUCAAACUUUCCCUUUCUUAAUUAUGUUAUACUCAUACAUAGAAUAGUAAGGAACAGGUAUAUCUUUCCUGAAUUUACCAUUAUUUUAUUCUCUAUGGUGGUUAAUUUUGUAGAAGUGCUCAGUUGUUCCAAUUUGCCAUUUAUUUUUAUCAUUACUACAUCUUUUUUCCCCAUCGAGUGAUAAGUUGUUUAAUAUUGUUUGGAAUGUCUUGCUAGUAUGGUUCUUCCUUUGAAGAAUAGAUUUUUUAAAUAAGAGCUGGUGCUCCACUUGAUGAAACAGUAAAUUUUAAUUUUAAAGCAUAAAAUGCUCAAACUCGAGAUAUUCAUUUGAUACUAAAUAGUCAGAAGUUUUAUCAUUCUUUUAUAAAAAAAAAUAUUGCAAUGCGUAUGUAUGCAACAAUGUAUGCAGUACUCUGUGGUAGCACAAUUUAUAUUUCUUGCCUGUAUUACUGCGGCAAAUCAACAAUACAUAUAAACUUAUAUUAUUCAGGGUUCUUUAAUACAUAAUAAUUUGUUAUUAUUUUAUUAUUAUUUUAUUAUUAUUAUUAUUAUUAUUAUUAUUAUU
This is a messenger RNA of Heterotrigona itama, 4282 nucleotides long. The record is from the annotation of a GenBank genome assembly. NCBI's taxonomy places the organism in Eukaryota, Metazoa, Arthropoda, Insecta, Hymenoptera, Apidae.